Messenger RNA from Helianthus annuus (common sunflower), 2914 nucleotides. RefSeq names its product acylamino-acid-releasing enzyme. The coding region runs from base 133 to 2610 and encodes 825 amino acids. The transcript is spliced from 16 exons. The record is from RefSeq and is a predicted model, not a curated record. Gene Ontology annotation, molecular function: serine-type endopeptidase activity. Lineage: Eukaryota; Viridiplantae; Streptophyta; Magnoliopsida; Asterales; Asteraceae. Gene Ontology annotation, biological process: proteolysis.
AAAGAGACCCUAAUAGUGAGCCUUGAACUGAUCUUAAAAAAUGUGAAUGAAAUGGGAUAAAACAUGGUAGCAACAUUACAAACACAAUGGGCUAAUUGUAAAUCGAAUAUUAUUUGUAUGAGAUGAGAUGAGAUGCUGCUAUUGCGAUAUUUAACAAACACUUCGCUUUCAACGUAUCCUGCAUUCCACCCUCAACUUGUAUUGUCUUUCCCCAAACCCCCUCCUCGAUCAUCAUCUCCACAUCGUUCUCUACUAAGAUUUUCUAGCAAACGCCUCCGGGUCUGCUCAGGAAUGGAUGGCUCAGGAGUCAGUGCCGUGAAGGAAGUUGCAGCCAGCGUAGAAGUCAACAUGGAAGAAGAAUACGUUUCUCUAUCUAAAUUGUACAAAGAAUUCACAAGCAUGUCUACCAUUGACAAAGCGUGGACCUUCAAGUCAUCCAGCGGUCAGGGGUCUCGCACUAUGUUUUCAAUUACCCAACCGAAUCUUUUAGCGAACAAGAGGAAGAAACUAAUGUUGUCAAGUGUCAUCUCUGAAAAUUCAAAUGGUGGUGUGGAUGCUGAAUGGGCACCGUUUCCAAUUGACGUUACAGGUGCAUCUCUGAUGGUUCCCUCCCCAUCAGGCUCAAAGCUUCUUGUCGUUAGAAAUCCCGAAAAUGAUUCACCGACUGUCUUUGAAAUAUGGGGCCCGUUUCAGUUAGAGAAGGAGAUUCGUGUUCCUCAGUCCAAACAUGGUUCUGUGUAUGCAGACGGAUGGUUUCAGGGAAUCUCAUGGAACUCCGAUGAAAGUGCAAUUGCAUAUGUUGCAGAGGAACCAAGUGUGCAAAAACCGUCAUUUAGCGAUACAGCCGGUUACAAAAAAGACGCUGGUCCCAAUUCAACCGACAAGGAUUUAAGUAGUUGGAAAGGUCAAGGGGACUGGGAGGAGGAUUGGGGUGAAGCGUAUUCCGGAAAGAGGCAGCCCGCUCUCUUUGUCAUCAAUAUCAACAGUGGAGAUGUUCGUGCGGUACAAGGGAUUGGGAGGUCACUGAGUGUUGGACAAGUUGUAUGGGCUCCAACAACAAAAGGGUCACAUGAAUAUCUGAUUUUUGUCGGGUGGCCUUCAGACGUUAGGAAGUUUGGGAUGAUAUAUUGCUAUAAUAGGCCUUGUGCGAUAUAUGCUGUAAAGUCUCCGUCGUUCGAAUCGGAAAUCAAAGACAAUGCUGUAAACGAUGAUGCAUCCGUGAUAAAUCUGACUCAAGGCACGAGUAGUGCUUUCUACCCACGAUUCACUCCAGAUGGAAAGUUUCUUGUGUUUUUUUCUGCGAAAACUUGUAUAGACACUGGGGCACAUUGUGCUACACAAUCUAUUCAUAAAACUGUGUGGAACAAUGAAGGAGAACCAAGCCCUGCCAAGAUUGUCGAUGUGGUUCCUGUUGUGAUGUGUCCGGACGAGGAUGGUUGCUUCCCAGGGAUCUACUGUUUUAAUAUGCUUAGUAAACCAUGGCUUUCAGAUGGAUCUACAAUGAUCUUAUCUUCCGUUUGGGGCAGCGCUGAAGUAAUACUUUCUGUGAAUGUGCAAAGUGGGAAAGUAACAAGAAUCACUCCCAGCAAUUCAAAUCAUUCGUGGAGUUUACUUACACUUAAUGGCGAUAACAUCCUUGUUGUAUGUAGCAGCCUUGUAGAUGUCCCUCAGAUCAAAUAUGGUAGUAUAACAAAGGAGGAAUCUAAAGAUGACAUCUGGCGCUGGCUGGACGUUUCAAGCCCCACGUCUGAAUCUCACGAGAAAGUUAAAUCUUUACUUUCAUCUCUUCAAUUUGACAUUUUGAAGAUACCCGUCAAGAAUGUCUCCGAGAACCUCAAAAAAGGAGCCUGCAAACCUAUCGAAGCAAUAUAUGUAUCAUCAAAGUCGAAGCGUGAGGAUUGUGAUCCAAUGAUUGUAAUACUUCAUGGAGGCCCUCAUUCUGUUUCAUUGUCAAGCUUUUCAAAAACCUCAGGGUUUCUUGCCUCAAUUGGAUACAGCUUGUUAAUCGUGAAUUACAGAGGUUCAAUCGGAUAUGGUGAGGAGGCAUUGCAAUCACUUCUGGGCAAAGUUGGAUCACAGGAUGUAAAUGAUGUCCUCACAGCCGUUGAUCAUGCUGUUGACAAGGGGCUUGCAAACCCUUCAAAAAUAACCGUGCUUGGUGGGUCCCAUGGUGGUUUCUUAACUACACACUUGAUUGGCCAGGCGCCAGAUAAGUUUGCUGCCGCUGCUGCGAGGAACCCCGUUUGUAAUCUUGCUUUGAUGGUCGGUACAUCAGAUAUACCCGAUUGGUGCUUUGUGGAAGCAUUUGGAAGCCUGGGGGUUUCUAGCUAUACCGAAGCCCCUUCACCCGAACAUAUCUCUUUGUUUCAUGAAAAAUCCCCUAUUGCACAUAUCUCAAAGGUGAAAACUCCUACGCUUUUCCUCUUAGGUGCUAAAGAUCUCCGAGUCCCGGUUUCAAACGGAUUGCAGUUUGCGCGGGCAUUGAAGGAAAAGGGAGUUGUGACAAAAGUGAUUGUUUUCCCCGAAGAUAUACAUCCUAUUAACAGACCACAAUCAGAUUUCGAGAGCUUUGUCAACAUAGGAGUUUGGUUCAAGAAGUAUUGCAAGUAAUGCUGAUAUCUGGACCGACGGUUGGGCUUUUUAUGGAUUUAAGCUUUGUUUUUUACAAACAUCAUGUCUUGGAAAUUUUUAACCAAAUAUUUGUAAGACUGAGUUCAAGCGUCCGUUUUGACAUCUCUUAUGAACAAAGAUUGAUGCCGGGCCGAUGCAGUUAUUGAUUUAGAUAUGAUGAAAUAGAAACAGAUGGAACCUGUGAGGUGUUGAGGUGUCUUUACUCUUUAGUGAAGAGAUGUAAGAUUACCAUUUUCUGGAUCUAUUUUUUGUUUAACAGACAAAAAAAAAAAAAAAAAAAAAA